Mesocricetus auratus (golden hamster) is the source of this 1319-nucleotide messenger RNA. RefSeq names its product oocyte-secreted protein 1. NCBI's taxonomy places the organism in Eukaryota, Metazoa, Chordata, Mammalia, Rodentia, Cricetidae. The transcript has 5 exons. Bases 58 to 597 code for a protein of 179 amino acids. The record is from RefSeq and is a predicted model, not a curated record.
CCUUUGACUUGUCCUGUUUCUCCUUUUCUCUGUGGGGUUUGAUAUCCAGUCUGAAAAAUGAAGUCUUGCCCAGGCCUGCAGGGAUUCCUUCUGCUUCUACUCUUUAUGAGGACUUGUGCUGAUGAUUGGUCAGCCAUUCGUCUGCAAUGCACCAAUCACUGGUUCUAUCUCAGGAUUAAGGCCACGCUAUUCCACAAUAUAUUUAUGGACCCUGAUGAGGUGUUUUUAGGAUUUGGAUGCCCUGUGACCACCGCCUGGCCAAAUUAUAUCUACGACUUUACCUACCGUACUUACUCCUGUGGGAUUGUCAAUAAAGUUCUUCAUGAUGUCACUCUGCUUCAGACUAAACUUACAUACAUCUCAAAAAACUCUACUUUACGAGCUGAGAUGCCUUUGUCCUGUGUUCUGCACAGUCGGUAUCCUCUUUUAUGUGAAGCUGAAAUUAGAGGAGAUUUCACUGGCAAUCCUCCUGAAUGGGAACUAGAUAUGAGAACACAAGCUAUUCCUGAAGUGCCACUAAAAAAUGAUCAGCAGUCAAUAGCUCCUCAGUUAGGAUUGGAGGUUCCAGAACCCCUCCCCUGCUGGGAUACUGACUGAUUUGAUAUUGUACCGGUUUUAUGCAGCUGCUGAGAGUCCAUGAGGACAAAACUCAUGUUAUGUCCAGAAGAUACUGUUUCUGCCUGCUCCUCCCCUGACCACUAUACACAGAGAAGAUACCAGUGACUCACUGACUGGUCCUGUUUGACCCACAUUACUUCAUGUUUCCAUCACCUUCACUUCAAUUAUUGCCAUUUUCAUGUUACUUAAGUGGUGUAGGAACAGUGACCAGACAGUGAUGAUGGAGCAGAAUGGUGGUUGGACUCUGAUAUCAGCCCCUUAGUAGGUCUAUAUUUUGGUAAAGUACUCACAUGGCUCAAAUUAAGGUUUAAUAAAAUGGAAUCAAAUUCCCAUCAAAUGCAAAACCCAAGUAUUUUGAUCGAUUGUUACUAUAAAUCAGUGGUCCACAACCUUUCUAAUGCUGUGACCCUUUAAUGCAGUUCCUAAUGUUGUGGUGACCCCCAACCAUACAAUUAUUUUCGUUACGAAUCCAUAACUGUAAUUUUUCUACUGUUAUGAAUUGUAAUGUGAAUAUCUGUGUUCUCCAAUGGUCUUAGGUGACCCAUGUGAAAGGGUCAUUUGAUCUCCAAAGAGGUUGUGACCCACAGGUUGAGAUCUGCUCCUGCAAAUGUUUGCUGACACAUUUAUGAAGAUAGGCAUUUGUUGGUUCAAUAAAGUCAUGGCAUGAACUACACAUAUGUCAUGAACCCAUGAAUCUCAAA